Molecule: messenger RNA, 4536 nt
Organism: Ylistrum balloti
Lineage: Eukaryota; Metazoa; Mollusca; Bivalvia; Pectinida; Pectinidae
Product: neuroglian-like
Exons: 23
Coding region: 24-4208 (1394 amino acids)
Biological process (GO): cell-cell adhesion; brain development
Molecular function (GO): cell-cell adhesion mediator activity
Source: RefSeq, a predicted model, not a curated record
ACAAAAAUUAGAUCCCUGCCAAGAUGGAGAAAACCGUAGCCCGGAUAGGGGUUUUAACAUUUCUAUGUUGUACAGCAGUUAUAGCAAUUCCAAAUCGUCCACCAGGUAUUUAUAUAGAACCAGACAAAGAUAUCUACUUCAAGCCUGGGGAGACAGUGAUGAUGCCUUGUGUUGGGGAUGGUUAUCCCAAGGUCAUAUAUACAUGGAAGAAGAAUGGAAAAGACUUCAAUCCUAGUGGUAAUGACAAUCGUAUGGUCCAGCUGGCCAACUCAGGAACAAUUGUAAUAAACAGUCCAGAAGAUAAGGACGAGGGUAUUUUCCAAUGUUUUGCUGAAAACGAAUUUGGGAAAUCUAUGACGAACCAUGUGAAUCUCCGUGAAGGUAAACUGGACGAGUUUCCAACUGGAGACAAUGAGUAUCAUCGUCCACAGCUGGGUACACCUUUGACCCUAGAGUGUAUCCCACCAACAAGUUAUCCAAAGGCUCAGGUAGAAUGGGUGUUAAAGGGCAGCUCCGGGCGAAAUGAGGCCAUCAACUACAACAACCGAGUUACCAUGGAUCUUGAAGCGCGUCUUCACAUCACAAAUGUAAAAGCAAAGGAUUACCAGGAGGGAAAAGCCUAUGUUUGUAUGGCUAUCAACUACUUCAUGAGACACAACGAAUUUGACCACGGGCAUUACAUCAUACCAACUGGAACCGCAGAGUUGAAGAUUGGUCCUACCUACCAGUGGGCUACACCUAGUGACCAUUUUGGUCUGGUGGGCGAAAAAUUUAAGAUGAAAUGUAUCUUUGCUGGAAAUCCAACUCCAGAGGUUUUCUGGCAGAAGACCAACGGUCAACUCCCACCAGAUGUUGGAAUAUCUCAGGGCGGACAGGAAAUCACCAUACAAUCUUUAAGCAAUUCUGAUGAAGGAAAAUAUGAAUGUUACGGGACAAACACCCAGGGCCAGAAAGCCAACAGAAUCAUUGACCUCUCUAUACAGUCUAAACCUUACUGGGUUCAGAAGCCAGAAGACAUUGAGACGAGUGAAGGAGCCUCAGCUACGUUCCUUUGUAAGGCUGAUGGGGUCCCCACACCUAAGACAGAAUGGUUUGUCAACGGUGUCCCUAUAGAUGAAUCAACUGACGAUACUGUAUUGUCUAACCGAUUCAUGAAGCCAAAUGACAUGAACGUGACUAUUGAUGACCUCAAACUGACCGAUGUUUUUGUCAUUCAGUGUAACUGUUCCAAUAGCCACGGUUACGUGUUUGCAGAUGUGUACCUCAAUGUACUCAGAGAAGCACCACAAUUUGUAAAACGCCCCGCCGAGAAUGCUAAAGUAGCAGAGAGCAAUUCUGUAGACCUGACCUGUCAGACGAGUGGCAAGCCGGACCCCAUUAUCACCUGGUACAAAGAGGGCCAACAGAUCACUGGGGGUCGAUACCAGAUCAGACCAAACGGGGACCUCCAUAUUGAAAGUGUGGUGCUGUCUGACGCGGGUUUGUACCGAUGCACAGCUAACAAUACCUAUGGUUUUGUGGAGGCCUCUGGAGCACUGACUGUACGCAGGAAAGCCCGUAUUGAGUCUAAGCCAGGUGAUCUUGAAGUGAAUGCUGGAUCCGACGCAAAAUUCACCUGCACCGGAACUACUGAUUUUAAUGAAGUACUGAACCUGGGUGUCACCUGGCAGAAAGAUGGAAAGAAUAUCACUACAAAUGAUCAACGUAUGACUCAGAAUUUCCAAGACAACUCGUUAACUAUCAGUGGUACAAUCAGCAGGGAUUCCGGCUUCUACACUUGUGUUGUCCAAGAUAGCCUAUCGGUGGCAACAGCUUCAGCCAUUUUGACAGUUAAAGACAAACCUGAUCCUCCAGUUGAUGUAACAUUAGUGAAGUGCCUCCAGGACAAAGCAGAGGUCACCUGGACAAAAGGAGCCUCUAACAAUGCACCAGUCCAGUACUUCGUGGUGGAGUACAACACGACCUUCACACCCGAUAAGUGGACCUACGCUCAGAAGGUAGGAUCCACUCAAACUAAAGCCACCUUAAGCAUUGCUCCAAAUGUUGUUUACACAUUCCGUGUUUUAUCAUUUAACAAGAGAGGUCAGAGCGAACCAAGUGCUCAUACUGGGGACAGAUGUACUACUAAUCCUACGAGACCCAGUAAAAACCCUGGCAAUGUUCGUACUAUUGGAGACUUGAGGAAUUUCCUGGUGGUUGAAUGGACGCCCAUGCCUCCGAUUCAGCAAGCUGGUGAUAAAUUUGAAUACAUUCUGACCGUUAUAAAAGAUGGUAUCACUAUACAUACGUCCAACAUCAAUAAUUACACCAUUACCCGAAAGGACAUUGCAACAAACGACAUAUUUGUUCCGUACGACAUUACAGUGAAGGCGAAGAAUGAGAUCGGAGAAUCUAACGCUCCACUAGUCACUUACAAAGGCUAUUCCGCAGAGGACAUUCCCCAGAUUACUGUAAGUAACUUUGCUGUGGAGGAAGUGACAGACAAUGCCGCUGUGUUUACAUGGGACUGGGAUAUGAACUACAACAACGUCACCCCCAACACUCCAAUUAGAGGAUUCUUCCAGGGUUUCAAGAUUCAGUUUUGGAGACGAGGUGCAAAGUCAGAAACAUUCCGGGAGCGAGAGGUGCUGAAGUCUCAAAUUAAACUGAAAUAUGGGAACCGGAGAAAAAGGGCUGUGACGACCUUGACCUACACUGUAGAUGACCUUCAGCCCUACACUUACAUGGAGGCCCAGAUUGUUGUUAUGAAUACAUAUUAUGUAAGCCCACCGAGUGCCGUUAUCUCACUACAGACUCUUCCUGGAGUGCCUGGCCCAGUUCGAUUCUUCACUGUGUCGCAAAUAGGUAGCAACUUUGUCAUGUUGUCAUGGGAACAACCAGAUGAGACAGAUAGAAAUGGUCUUAUUAUUGGAUACGAUAUUGGUUACCAAACAAUUGGUGGCCUGGAUCUAGGAAAGAUGCAAGACCGUGUCCCCCAAAUCAACGACCCAUACACAAACAGAACGGUACUGAAUGGCCUGGUGGCUAAACAGAAGUACCGUGUACACAUCUGGGGACGAACAACGAUGGGACGUGGAGAGGAUUACUUCAUCGAGGUUACCACUGCUGCAGCAGGCUCCCAAGUUGUUCCCUCCUUCAAUGUCAAAAAUGUCAAUGAGACAUUCUUUAAUGUUACUUGGAACAAUGUUAUUACAUCAAAAGCAGGGACCGUGGUGUAUGUCGAGUUCCGGAAAGAUGGCGCCUCCGAUUGGCAACAGACAACAGAUGAAGUUUCCAACAACUGGAAGGGUGUGGCCAACCUUGAAGGAGGUACUAAGUACGAGGUCCGCUUGGCCGUCACCAAUGGAAAGUCCCGAUCUACCAGCGGAACCCAAUAUGUGUCCACUACUGGAAUAGCUGCUGCUUAUAAUUUAGGAGCCAACUUUGGGUGGUUUAUAGGAAUGAUGCUUGCCCUUCUCAUUAUCAUUGCGAUUGCCGCCCUCAUUGUCUUCUGUAGAAGGCAGGCCCAAGAGAGAAUGGAAGAGAAAUACAGAGCUAAACCAGAUAAAUCACGAAUGUACCCGAGGGAAGGUGAACCACGAGGACAUUCCAAUGAUUACUAUAAAGAAAGGCGUAGAUUGGAGCCUAGUGACAGCUUUGAUGAUGUCCGCAAAGGAGAUGAUGGAGGUUUUGAUGACAGGAAGUACGAUGAUGAUUAUGAUGACCGUCGCUAUGAUGACGACAGAGAUCGUGACUAUGACGACCGAGAUCGUGACUAUGACGACCGAGAUCGUGAUUAUGAUGACCGAGAUUAUGAUGAUAGGGAUCGUGACUAUGACAACAAAGAUCGAGACUAUUAUCGCGAUGAUGAUUACGAUGAUGGAUAUGAUCGUGAUGGUCGCCGUUAUAGCUAUGAUCGUGAUGAUGGCUAUGACCGUGAUGGCAACCGCUACCAUGAUGACGGCCGUGAUUAUGACCAACAGGAUUACGACCGACGUGAUUAUGACCCUGAUGAUAAGUAUCCCAGUGAUAUCGAUGAUCGAUACCCUGAAGAUGACGACAAGGCAUACGAGCCCUACCAAAGAUCAGGCUAUGAGCGCAGUAACAGCAAGGACAAGAAACGCAUCAGCGAUAUGGAUGAUGAAUAUAGGCGGGAGCCUUCCAAGUUUGACGCUGAUGGCUACCCAGUAGAAAGUGGUGGAGCAGGGGCGUCCUCUACGAGUGUAUAAAUAUUUACAUCCUGCGGCGAACACUAUCUACAGAGCUGACAUUCGUAGUGAAUUCAGAUAAAUAAUCAGAUUGAUUAUGUUAACACUGUGCAGAAGUGGUUUACAAAAGCAAUGCCUUGCAGUAAGCAAUACAGCUGUAUGGCUAUUUCUCCAUCUUUGCAUCAUGUACAACAUUUUCAUCCAGUGAUUGCCGAAGUGAAAUUGCAAUAUGCUGUUAUCGCUAGUAAACUUGACAGAUAUAACUGUAUUUCUGUUCACUUACUUUCCUUCUGUUUUGUAAUAGAACAUAUACUUUUCCCUAUUGCUUUCAUUGUUUUUUUUAAUUUUG